This is a messenger RNA of Rhinichthys klamathensis goyatoka, 742 nucleotides long. RefSeq names its product transketolase-like. Gene Ontology annotation, cellular component: endoplasmic reticulum membrane; extracellular exosome. The annotation marks the transcript as partial. Gene Ontology annotation, biological process: pentose-phosphate shunt, non-oxidative branch; ribose phosphate biosynthetic process. The record is from RefSeq and is a predicted model, not a curated record. NCBI's taxonomy places the organism in Eukaryota, Metazoa, Chordata, Actinopteri, Cypriniformes, Leuciscidae. The transcript has 5 exons. Gene Ontology annotation, molecular function: thiamine pyrophosphate binding; transketolase activity.
AGCAGCCUCCCUCUCCUCUCCACCUCCUUUUUCUAUCUCUCACAGACACGCAACCAGUGCUCUCCUCAACCUCAUUCUCUCCUUUCAUUCUGUGGUGCUAUUAGGCUGAACCCAUGGAGGACUACCACAAACCAGACCAGCAGACCGUGCAGGCGCUGAGAAACAUUGCCAACCGCCUCCGAAUCAACUCUAUCAAAGCCACCACCGCAGUGGGCAACGGGCAUCCAACAUCAUGCUGCAGUGUGGCAGAGAUCAUGUCUGUGCUUUUCUUCCAUACUAUGAAGUACAGGCCAGAUGACCCCAAGAACCCCAAUAAUGACCGCUUUAUCCUGUCCAAGGGUCAUGCGGCUCCUAUCCUUUACUCUGUGUGGGUGGAGAUCGGCUUCCUGAAAGAGUCUGAGCUCAUGAGCAUGUGUCAGGUCAACUCAACUCUGGAGGGACACCCCACACCCAAGCAGCAGUUUGUGGAUGUGGCCACAGGCUCUCUGGGACAGGGGCUGGGUGUAGCCUGUGGAAUGGCCUAUUCAGCGAAAUACUUUGACAAAUCCAGUUAUCACGUGUACUGUCUGCUGGGGGAUGGAGAAAUGUCGGAAGGGGCUGUAUGGGAGGCCAUGUCCUUCGCUUCCUACUACCAGCUGGAUAAUCUGUUGGCCAUACUGGACAUUAACCGUCUGGGCCAGAGUGACCCGGCACCACUGCAGCACCAUGUGGAGAAGUACCAGAGACGCUGUGAGGCCUUUGG